Ectocarpus sp. CCAP 1310/34 is the source of this 270-nucleotide messenger RNA. Lineage: Eukaryota; Phaeophyceae; Ectocarpales; Ectocarpaceae. The record is from the annotation of a GenBank genome assembly.
AUGACAAAUUCCAACAGCCCAAAAUCCAACCGCGCAAAUUCCAACAGCGAUUCCGGCCGGCCUGUUAGUAAUGGAGGGAGGUACCCCAUGGUCACACCCCGAUCGUGCCAGAACGAGGAACUACACCGUCUGCUGGCCAAACAGGGGCCAGUAUCAUGAGGUCAUGCACAAACCCUCUGCAGGUAUCUAAAUUUCAGGGCGUUCUGCGUCGUGUUGGCCGCACACGAGCCGAAAACGUCAACCCUGCCACAUUGCUCUGCUGACGUUCUU